AUGGCCAGCAGACUCCAUUUCUCCUCACUGUCUCCCUCCCUGUUUCUCUCCCUGCUGCUCCCUUCUCUUUUGCUCCUCCACCUGCCCAGUAUGGUGAAAGGGGACUGCUGGCUGAUAGAGGGGGAUAAAGGCUACGUCUGGCUGGCUAUCUGCAGUCAGAACCAGCCACCCUACGAGACAAUCCCCCAGCACAUCAACAGUACGGUUCAUGACUUGAGGCUGAAUGAGAACAAACUUAAGGCUGUGCUCUUAACCUCUAUGUUCCGCUUCACAAACCUUACCGACCUCAAUCUUACAAAGAACGAAAUCAGCUACAUCGAGGAUGGGGCCUUUGCUGGACAAGCCAACCUACAGGUUCUCCAGCUGGGCUACAACAAGCUGACCAAUUUGACUGAGGGCAUGUUGAGAGGUCUAGGUCGAAUGCAGUGCCUCUUCUUGCAACACAACCUCAUUGAGGUCAUUGCCAACAAUGCCUUCUGGGAGAGCCCUAGCCUCAGCAGCCUUGACUUAUCUUCAAAUAAGUUGGCCCGUCUAGAUCCCUCUACCUUCACUGUUCUCAACAGGCUGAUGGUGUGUGAACUAGCAGGAAACCCUUUCCAUUGUGGCUGUGAUCUCUACAGCUUUCUUACCUGGCUUGAGGCAUUUAACAAUGUCACCCACACCUAUGACCGCCUCCAGUGCGAAACACCUCCUGAAAUGACUGGUUAUCCACUCCUAAGCCCAUUGCCUGGACAUGGAAGAAAUGCCCGUUACACUCUUUUGACUAUGUGUCGUGAUGGUGUGAUAAUUCCAGGGAUGACCUCCCAGACGCCAGACCAGGACGGUUCAGGAAUGUUCGACAACCCAGACCAGGGUCUCUAUCAUCAGCCAACCAUAUUGUCUACUCCCGACCCCACCUAUAGCCAUCAGAUUUCGCUGAAGCUUCAAACCGUCUCCUUCUACACUUCUUCUCUAAUGGUGCAGAUCCCACGACCCUACAGUAAGAUGUACAUCCUUUCACAGUACAACCAAACUUUUGUUGCAGAUAUAAUGCCCCUUAAAAACAAGAAGGAGAUAAUCACUUUGGACAAGCUAAAACCACAUACAAACUAUACCUUCUGUGUGGCUUCUGUGAGCAAGUCUCAGCGAUACAACCACACCUGUGUGUCCUUUACCACACGUGGGCCAGAGGACCCGCGAAACAAUCCAUCGACAACUACCCACUACAUCAUGACCAUCUUGGGAUGUCUCUUUGGCAUGGUUAUUGUGCUUGGAUUUGUCUAUUACUGUCUCAGACGUCGUCGCAUCGAGGAAGAGAAGCAGAAAGCUAUAAGUGUGAAGAAAACUAUUUUGGAGAUGAGGUAUGGUCCAGAGGCCGCUGCUACAGUAUCCAAUGACCCAAGUGCAAUGCAGCGUCUCCAAGAGCAGGCUCACCACCAGCACCACCAUUCAGGAGGAGCAGGAGGCAAGUUGCCCCAAUCUGCCUCCUCUAGCACAGGCAUGCUUCACGGCUCAGCCAACACUAGUUCUUCCCGCCUCUCCACCUUGCCACAGGUGGAAAAAAUGGCCACUGCCUUUUCUGAGGCAAUUGGUGGCAAGGGCAGCUACAUGGAUGUAAGGACACAAGGAAUAGCAGUGGAAGGCAGGGAAGGGGUGGCAGCUGGAAGUACAGGGGUUGGAGGGGAAGUAGUUGUGGAUAUGCGGGGUGGGGCUGAGAAUGGGACAGAGGCUGGGGAGGAUUCGGAUGAUGAUGGCCGUGGCUCAGCAUCAGAGAUCUCCACAAUUGCCAAGGAAGUGGACAAGGUGAACCAGAUCAUCAACAAUUGCAUAGAUGCCCUGAAGCUGGAUGCCUCUGCCAAUGUUGUAACCACAGCUGAUAAUGCCACCUCUGUAUCCUGCUCCCAGCCUCCAGCUUGUAUUGCAUCUCUCCCCCGAAACCUUCUUCCCCUCUCACCAGGCCACCCUGGAGAUCAGAUUAUGGCCUCAUCUCCUAAAGUGCAUCCAAAAUCUCACCCCCAGCCUCAUCCUCAGCCACAUCCUCAGCUACAUCAUCAACCUCACCCACCUUCCAUGGCUCCAGUUCCCCUGGUCAUGCCUCUGUCAGAGCGGCCGGGCAUCAGUGGUGGUGGAUUCCUCUCACCUCCUUACCGUGACCCACCCCCAGCCAAUGCAGUGCGGCCACUUCAAAGGCAGUUAAGUGCUGAUACUGCUGUAAAGAACCGUUGUGGUGCCCCUGCUGGUGGAUCAGUCAAGAAUACAAGGGUGUACAGUGUAGAUAUACCAGAGAAGGCUGGUGAUCCUCCCAAGUACCCAGGAGAAAAAGGAAGCCCUGUGGGUUUGGAUGGAGGGGUUGGAAGUGGAGUAAGUGGAGGAGUAGGGGGCUGCAAUGGCAAUGGGAUGGGAAACAUAAAUGGUGGUGGGGUUAGUGUGAAUGGUGGUGGGAUGGGUUGUAAUAAAGUAAGUGGAGGUGGGUUGGUUGGCCCUGGACAGCAGCAGCACCACUUAGAGGUUCAGCCAGACUACCACAGCUCUGAGCACCGCCACUCCUUUCCUGCACUCUACUAUGAGGGUGGAAAUGAAUCACCUUCACCAUCCCAGAAAGCUUCAUUCCUUAAGCCACUGGGCCGCACCAAGAGGGAUGCCACAGCCACAUACUCCCAGCUGUCACCUUCUCGUCACCACAACUACAACUCUGGUUACUCCUCCAGUCCAGAGUAUUCCUCUGAGAGCACACUGCGGAUCUGGGAGCGAUUCCGGCCUUACAAAAAAAGCCCCAGAGAGGAAGCAUCCUAUAUAGCAGCAGGUCAUGCCCUGCGUAAGAAGGUUCAGUUUGCAAAGGACGAGGACCUUCAUGAUAUUUUGGACUACUGGAAGGGGGUAUCUGCACAGCAGAAGCUGUGA
Molecule: messenger RNA, 2880 nt
Organism: Labrus bergylta (ballan wrasse)
Lineage: Eukaryota; Metazoa; Chordata; Actinopteri; Labriformes; Labridae
Gene: elfn2a
Product: extracellular leucine-rich repeat and fibronectin type III domain containing 2a
Cellular component (GO): plasma membrane
Molecular function (GO): protein binding
Source: RefSeq, a predicted model, not a curated record